UUGAAAAUCUUUCAGGAAGUGUACAUCCGCUUUGACGCGGACGUAAACAAACGUAGCUUAGCAAUCUAAACCCCAUUGUGACCAUAGAGAGAUAGUACCGUAGUGCAAUGUGUUUCUCUGCCGCCUAGUUCAAGAACGAUCUGAUAUCCGGUAACAGGAACCGGCGUUUUGUCAGGAGCUUUAUUUGAGAAGAUCUCAACUCAACAAUGUCUACUUCAAAUUUCAAGAAUAAGUGUGUGACGCAAGUUAACUGCAUAUACUGUGACAGUCUGCUGUGCAUGAGGGGAAUGAAAGCUGUACUAUUGGCUGACACGGAAAUAGAGUUGUUCUCAACCGACAUACCACCAAACAGGACAGUUGAUUUUGUGGCGAGCUGCUAUUCCACUGAAAGCUGCAAAUGCAAAUUAAGAGACAUUGCUUGUUUGAAAUGUGGGAAUGUUGUGGGAUAUCACGUGGUGGCUCCAUGCAAGCCCUGCUUGCUGUCCUGCAACAAUGGUCAUUUCUGGAUGUUCAACAGCGAGGCUGUGUCCACCAUCAAUAGACUGGACGCAACAGGGCAGAACCUGUUGCUGUGGGGAGAUCUUCCAGAACUGGAGGGCAGCGACGACGAGAGCCUGGACAGUCUCUCAGAAGAAGAGUACCUCAGAUAGAAAUGCACACACGCAUCCAAAGGAAGUAGACUCUGACGGUAGCGAACUAAUUUCUUUCACUCACACAAGUCUCCGUUUCAAGCACUUUGUCUUGUCUUUAGCUGACUGGAACUAGGCAAAAGAGAGAAAAAAAUCUCUUUACCAUCCCAGCUUGAUUUAUGUGCAUUUUCUUUCUGCAUCCUCUCAGAUUAGUUUCAGUAUUUCAGAGUGCCACUACCAAAGAGAUGUUUCUGUUUUCUUUGCUUUACGGUUGCAGUAGCACAAAACAUGAUGAUUUGAUUUAAAGAUUUAGGAUGUCAUCCUCAUUUGUCUUUAUACAACAUUCAAAAAUGGAUCAGACUGUUUAAGGAGAUUUACAGUAGUGUUACUUUGAGGCGUUAAUACAGGUUAUUUACGGUACUGAUGCAGUUUUUGGGAUGGAUGGAUAAAUAGAUGGAUAGAUAGAUAGAUAGAUAGAAUCUUGUUAAAUAAAAUACUGGUUCCACAAGUCUAGGUGGUUUUAUGGGAGGGAAAUGACUAACAUUUACCAUGUUUUAAUGGUUUACCAGUAUAUUUGUCCAUUUCAAUCAAGUGUCACAUAAAGUCCCCCUGAAGUUUGAUAUCAAUUGGUAAAUUUAUUCUAAACAAGGCUCGUCCCUGCAUAAUGUUGUCUUUCAUCUGAUUCUAUUCCGUAUUUAGAUUUUGCUCUUUUCACGGCUUUGACAUUUGAAGUGGCACAAAACGAUCGGGCAGCUUUGAGUAGAGUAGGUCUCAGCUCAGUGACAUCCGGCAUUUCAACAACUUUAAUUUAACAUUAUGGUACUUUGCUUGGCACACCCCUUUCAAUUAAUGCUGAUUCAUUAAAUAGUAGAUAAACAUUUUGUACUUUCUGCACUCCGGUUACGUUUCACUGUUUGUCACCAGGGAAAUCAUGAAAAACUACAGAAAUGAGUCCGCACUAGAUUACUGUAAAUUCUGCAUGACACUGUGUGACAAACUGGACAAAGCAUUUUUAGGCUUUCAGAUUUUUUUCCUUUUUUACAGUGGAGGUAGCAAAAUGAUUUGCGUCCUCUUCCAUUUCUGAAGACAUGAUGGAGUCAUUCAGUAGCUGUUUACCAUUUCACUGUGUAAUGCUAUGGUUUUCACAGAUCAUUUUUAAAUAGAAAAAAAGCGGCUAUUAUGCCCCGCUGUAAACGUCUUAACGCAACAUUUUACGUCAUGCUGUAUUGAAGGUUGCAUUUUCAGUAAAAAUAACAGCAGCAAGAGUAAACAACCACUAUUGUGAUAGCUUUCAGGUGUAGCAUUUUUAGCGGUUGGCUCUUUUAUGCCUUGAAGCGAUCUUUAGUAUGCAUCUAUGACCAAAAUAAAAUGACGAAAAAUAUGUUUUGCAUUUUAACUUAUUAACAGAGGAUUUAUUUGAUUUAUCUAUGUUUUGAAUGUAUUUAUUAACAGACAUGAUACUGUAUUUAUACUGACGUGAUUUCAUUGGCGACGUGAGGAUAAGAAAAAAACAUUUGUAUACUUUUGAUCUGCACUGACAACAUGUUGUUGGUUUAAACUUUGGGUUAUUUUGUAUGCUGAAUGUCUUGAUAUUAAAUUUUUAAUGUGGA
Molecule: messenger RNA, 2239 nt
Organism: Puntigrus tetrazona (Sumatra barb)
Lineage: Eukaryota; Metazoa; Chordata; Actinopteri; Cypriniformes; Cyprinidae
Gene: fam72a
Product: family with sequence similarity 72 member A
Exons: 5
Coding region: 207-650 (147 amino acids)
Cellular component (GO): cytosol
Source: RefSeq, a predicted model, not a curated record